Molecule: messenger RNA, 681 nt
Organism: Trichoderma atroviride IMI 206040
Lineage: Eukaryota; Fungi; Ascomycota; Sordariomycetes; Hypocreales; Hypocreaceae
Source: RefSeq, a predicted model, not a curated record
AUGGCUUCAUACGAUGACGACAUCCAUCGGCAGCAGUAUCACCCCUCAAACUCGAUUCCAGAUGCUGCCUAUCCAGAUGACUCGCCAUUCCGGCUCCAGCUCCAGUCAAACUAUGCCGGCGGGGGGCUCCCGACUGGCCCUUCGCAUCCCAUGCCCGGAUUUACGCCUCUGGGUCCCCAUGCAGGGAACCAGUCUGGAUAUCAGUCUCAGCAUCAAGUCCAGCCUCACCAACAGGGAACUUGGCAGCCCUAUGACAUUCCCAGCAGCCCUCCUCCUCCGUAUGACCCGAGUCAAGCCCCGAGCGCAUACUCGUAUCCACAGAACGAUGCGACAACCACUGCUGCGCAGCCCACGAAUUCACACGCCCAAGCUGGAGGAAUCGAGAUGAUGCCCUUGCAAACCAUACCGACGUCGACGUCGCCAACUCACUUGGCGCCUCUGGCGCCCGGGGCGUCAACCUCGGCAUUGACCCAGGCGAGCCAUGCUGCUGAAGACCCCUACAAACUAGACGCGGCGACCAUGGAGCGUAGACGCAAGCAAAGACGCCUCAAAGUGUGCAUCAUCGUCAUGGCCAUCGUAUUCUUCUUCUGUGGCGCGUUGAUCAUAGGUAUAGCCCUGGGAGUUGUCAAAGGAGCACUCAACAACCACCAACCGCCUGACCACGACGACCACGGCUUCUAA